This is a messenger RNA of Pelodiscus sinensis (Chinese soft-shelled turtle), 2395 nucleotides long. It is a transcript of the gene GNA12, whose product is annotated as G protein subunit alpha 12. Gene Ontology annotation, cellular component: brush border membrane; heterotrimeric G-protein complex; cytoplasm. Gene Ontology annotation, molecular function: G-protein beta/gamma-subunit complex binding; guanyl nucleotide binding; GTPase activity. NCBI's taxonomy places the organism in Eukaryota, Metazoa, Chordata, Testudines, Trionychidae. Gene Ontology annotation, biological process: Rho protein signal transduction; adenylate cyclase-modulating G protein-coupled receptor signaling pathway. The record is from RefSeq and is a predicted model, not a curated record.
GCUGACCAGCAGCGAGGCCGAGCAGCAGCGCAAGUCCAAGGAGAUCGACAAGUGCCUGAACCGCGAGAAGACCUACGUGAAGCGCCUCGUCAAGAUCCUGCUGCUGGGCGCGGGCGAGAGCGGCAAGUCCACCUUCCUCAAGCAGAUGCGGAUCAUCCACGGCCGCGAGUUCGACCAGAAGGCGCUGCUGGAGUUCCGGGCCGUCAUCUACGAGAACAUCGUCAAGGGCUGCAGAGUUCUUGUUGAUGCACGGGACAAACUAGGGAUCCCUUGGCAAUACAUGGAGAAUGAGAAGCAUGGAAUGUUUUUGAUGGCUUUUGAAAACAAAUCUGGAAUGCCUAUAGAGCCUGCUACAUUCCAGUUGUAUGUACCUGCACUGAGCAUGCUGUGGAAGGAUUCUGGGAUCAAGGAAGCUUUUAGCCGUCGGAGCGAGUAUCAGCUGGGUGAAUCGGUGAAAUACUUCCUGGAUAACCUGGAUCGGAUUGGCCAGCUGAAUUAUUUUCCAAGCAAACAAGAUAUUUUGCUAGCCAGAAAAGCCACCAAGGGAAUUGUAGAGCAUGACUUCAUCAUUAAAAAAAUACCUUUCAAGAUGGUGGAUGUGGGUGGACAGAGGUCUCAGCGACAGAAGUGGUUCCAGUGCUUUGAUGGGAUAACUUCAAUUUUGUUUAUGGUUUCCUCCAGUGAAUAUGACCAGGUUCUCAUGGAAGACAGACGCACAAACAGACUGGUGGAGUCCAUGAACAUCUUUGAGACAAUAGUCAAUAACAAGCUCUUCUUUAAUGUUUCUAUCAUCCUAUUCCUGAACAAAAUGGAUCUCCUUGUAGAGAAGGUAAAGACAGUCAGCAUUAAGAAGUAUUUCUCAGAUUUCAAAGGUGACCCUCAUAGGCUAGAAGAUGUUCAGCGUUACUUGGUGCAGUGUUUUGACAGAAAGAGGCGGAACCGCAGUAAGCCACUUUUCCAUCAUUUCACAACUGCCAUAGACACUGAAAAUAUCCGUUUUGUGUUUCAUGCAGUGAAGGACACGAUCCUUCAAGAGAAUCUAAAGGAUAUUAUGUUGCAGUGAAGAAGAGCUCCCCUUGUCUUGUUGAAAUUUACCCAGGGUCUAUAAGUCAAAGCUUUGUGGUUUUAGGAACCAAGCUGUUCACUUGACUCAGGAACGCUGAAACUAGCCAGUCAUGGAGACAGAAGGAGUCAAACAUUGAUGUUAGCUACUGAAUCAUUCAGACAAGUAACACUACUGAAAAAAGUGUCCAUUAUAGGGUUUGACAGCUAGUUUGGAAUGUUGAAUAACAAAAUCACCUUCCUGGUUUAGAAAAAUCUAACCUUGAAAAACUGCGUAAGGAAGACUUUUAAUGAAAACUGUUAUUUUGCAAGGAUAAAACUGUAACUGUACAGACUGCCUUUCUCUGUAGGUGCUGAAUUAACCAGUCAAACUCAUGUAAAUUACAACGAGGUUGGUAGUUGUGCUAGAGAAUAAAUGGCAAUAUAUUAAUCACAAUUCCACAUGUAAUCUUUAAAUAUGUAACCAGAUCUUGCUUGCAUGUGUAGUGUUUGUCAAGGAUCUGGAGUCCACUUAUGUGGAUGCACAACUCUUGUCUGAAGGCCUUGCAUCAAUCUCUUGACACAUGCAAGUCUAAGACUAUAAAUGAAAUUCAGUAGUAUUAUGAGUGAAAUCCACCAGGCUCUACAAGUCCUGUUUCCUGCCAUUCCGGAGUCAAAUGGAGGAGAAAAUUAAGGCCUAGCUGAUGGACAAUAUUUUGUUUUGCACUACAUAUACAGUAUCUUACAUCAUGGGAAACUGACUUCCAUAGUAAUGCAGCUUGAGGCAUGCACUAGAACAUCUGACCACUUAUCUGCACAUAGUGGGUGCUCUAGUGAGGUGUGGUUUAUGGAAAUUCAGCAUUGUUCUCUCACCUGCAGUUGGCAGUAUUUAUGAAGAUCCAACUUCUCACUUAACAGGGCUGUCUGUCUCCAAACAUGUGGAAGCCGAUUAAACUUUUUAGAAAAUUUUUUGGAGGUAGAACAUCUGCUUGAUUAGUUCCUAACAGCUGACCUUACAAGAAGAGCGAACACUCAUGAGAUUCCAAUUUUACAGCUGCACUGAUACGUUUGGACAGCAGAACCCUGUAAACUAGCCCAAUUUUAAUCUGUUUCUUAAUCAGAUCUUUAGCAUAUAUUAAUUUACAUGUAGUUUGCAUAAACUGUCAAAUUUAGAGUGUCCCAUUUCAGGUGAUGGUGUACACAUGUGAAAUUGCAAGAGGCUGUGAAUAAUGUUGAUAUGAAUGGUUGACUUUCUAGCUCUCAACAUUUACAGGUGCCUUUGUUUGUGUAUAGAUAAUACCAAUCUUGUCUACUACAAUGAGGUGCAUAAACAAAAUUUAAGACCUGCCUUUUA